Molecule: messenger RNA, 943 nt
Organism: Manduca sexta (tobacco hornworm)
Lineage: Eukaryota; Metazoa; Arthropoda; Insecta; Lepidoptera; Sphingidae
Product: anoctamin-5-like
Exons: 6
Coding region: 125-787 (220 amino acids)
Molecular function (GO): protein dimerization activity
Source: RefSeq, a predicted model, not a curated record
CUAUAAGUCGGAAAAUGUGAUGGCUAUCAUGAUCUAUCUCCUACAACUGGCUGUUCAAACACUGACUCACUGACGGAGCUCAGUCGAGUGCGCAAGGUCGCUGUGUAUUGCUCGCGCCGGUUGUAUGCAGAUUUUUUUAAAACCAAAUAUCAUGUACAGAUAUGUCGUAGAAGUGUUGUGCUAUAUAAUGUAUGACGUCACCGUUUUGAGAAUGAAUCGGCGUCAUGCGGGCGCGAAACGUAAAACGGAGAAAACGGAGCAGGAGAAGAUGGGUGACCUGCAGGCCAUGUCCGUGCUGAGCAACUACCAGGACAAUCUGUCUCAAGAGAUGAACACCGAUCGGGACAACGGUAGCGAAGCGUCAACGCGUGCUGCCGAGGAGUGUGGUUGCGGGGAGCCGGCGCCCACUCUCCCGGGUGGGGUAAACGGCAAGGCCAAGACGGUCGCAAACCACUGCUCGAUCGUAAUGGGCGGCAUACAUAACAACCCGUCACUCACGUUCAACGACGGAGUUCGGUCUAUAGACUUUGUGCUGGUGUGGGAGUCGCUUAAAGAGGACGCGACUAGUCCCGAGGCGUACGAGCAGAGGCGCAUUUUUGAGCACAACCUCGAGCAGGAUGGCUUGCAGCUCGAAAGGGAGGCUCCUGAGGGACUCCACGGGCUGCACUUUGUUAAGAUACACGCGCCAGUGCAAGUGUUACGAGACUACAGCGAGAUACUGAAACUCAGGAUGCCGAUGAAGGAAUGCAGUAAGAUACGAAAAGUGGCCGGACGAAUGCCAUACUGAAUGCUGCGUUGUAUAUGUCUAAGGUAUGCAUACGAACGUUACAAGCUGCGCGUGCGCAUGUUUCGCCUUUCUAACGUAGAUGGUGCUUUUAGAAUUCCUUUGUGUAAAGUUUUCAAUGUUUCAUAUUGUUGUCUUAUAUGUUGGUGAUUUGUUGUG